UUGUUCAUUUGCCAUUCGACCUGGGCCAGGGCCUGUCGGGACGGAAGCGCUGCCGAGCCGGAUCCAUUGUGGGGAGCCUGCGGCGGUACAGGCGAGACCCGGGGCCGGACUCGCCCCUUUGUCUCUCUUUGUUCCCUGGGCAGGCCGGGUCCCAGUUUCCCCGUCAGCGGGCAGAACAGUCGGUCGGUCGGGGAGCGGCGGUCGCGAGUCAGAGCGCGAGGCGGGGGGCGCGAGGCGGACGGGGGGCGCGCGCGCGCGCGCGCCAUGUUCGCGGAGAUGAACCGCAGGACGCUGGCGUUCCGGGCUGGCGGCCUGGUCACCGCGGCGGCCGCAGCAGCGGCCGGGGGAGCCGCCGGAGGCGGCUCCUCGAAUAAUAACAACGGGGGUAAUCCGGCCGAGGCCUGGGCCCGGCAAGACCCCGAGCAGCUGAAUGGGCGGGGGGCGGACGAGGAAGUGGAGCUGGAGGGGCUGGAGGCCGAGGAGCUGGAGGCCGCCGCCGAGGGGAAGGAGUUGCUGUUGUUGCCCCCGCCCCAGGACGCAGUCUCCCCUGCGGCCGCCAGCGGCCCUAUGUUCGCCGAGAGGAACCGCAGGACUCUGGCCUUUCGGGGGGGCGGCGGAGGGCUCCUCUCCGGCCCCUCCGUCGCUAACAAUGGCUGCGAGGCCCCUGCCUGGCCGCGGAGGCACUUCAAUGGGCGGGGGCCGGACGAGGAGCUGGAGUUGGAGGGUGCCGAAGGCCUGGAGCCCGAGGGCCUGCUGGAGGGCAAGGAGCUGGUCCAGGACGGGGGCUCCUUGAGCGACAGUAGUGACGACGAAGAGGACGGCGAGGGGGGCAGCCUGGGCGACGGCAGCGGCGCCGAGGGCGGCAGCUGUAGCAGCAGCAGGCGGUCUGGAGGCGAUGGGGGGGACGAGGCGGAGGGCAGCAGCGUGGGCGCGGGGGAGGGGGAGAGCAUCAAGCAUUUCCCGCUAGCGGCCAGGCCCAAGUCCCUGCUGCAGAAGCUGCACGUCUCCUUCCAGGGCUCCUGGCUUAAGGAGUUCCCAUGGCUGCACUACUGCCAGGAGACCGGCCUCAUGUCCUGCGCCUGGUGCACCGCCGCCGCCUCCGCCCCCACCGACAUCAGUAUGGCUGGCGGAGGCGGCGCAGGGGGGCACGACGAGCUCUGCAAGGGUACCCGCAACUACAAACGAGCCCUGCUUCUCAGACACCACCUCUCCGCCGAGCACCGCCUCAACGAACCGGUCACUGCAGAGCAGGAGUCAGAAAUACCGUCGGAAUUGACUAAUGAGGGGUACUGCGACUACAACAGUAGGCCAAACGAGAACUCUUAUUGCUAUCAGCUGCUGCAAGAACUAAAUGAACAGAGGAAGAAAGGCAUUCUUUGUGAUGUCAAUAUUGUGGUGAGUGGGAGGGUCUUCAGAGCUCAUAAGAACAUCCUGGUUGCCGGCAGCCGUUUCUUUAAGACUCUAUACUGCUUUACAAACAAAGAAAGCCGUAACCAAACCACUGUUACCUAUUUAGAUGUUGUUGCUGUUCAAGGUUUUUCUGUCAUAUUGGACUUCUUAUAUUCCGGUAACCUUGUCCUUACAAGCCAAAAUGCCAUUGAAGUGAUGUCAGUGGCCAGCUAUCUUCAAAUGACUGAGGUUGUCCAGUCCUGUCGCAAUUUCAUUAAAGAUGCCUUAAAUAUAAGCAUUAAAUCAGAAGCUCCAGAGGCUGUAGUGGUGGAUUAUAACAGAAGAUCUGUUAGUCGGGAUGGUCUGCCUUCAUCAAGGGAUCAGAAAGUUGCCAGUUUCUGGGCAACACGGAAUCUUACUAACUUGGCAAGCAGUAUAAAAACUGAAAAUGAUGGUUACUGUAUUGAUGAGGGCCAAAUAGAAAACUAUCAAAUGAAUGACUGUAGUUGGGUCCAGGACAGCUCACCUGAAAUGGCUGAAAAUGAAUCUCAAGGUGAAGGAAAAGUGUUUGUGUGGAAUGACAUGGCCUCACAGGGACAAUCAGUUCAAGAACCAGGAAAAGCAAGAAGGAAAAACCAAACUACAAAGAGAUUUAUUUAUAAUAUACCACCUAAUAAUGAAGAGAAUUUAGAAGAUUGCUCAGUGAUGCAGCCGUCAGUCCCAUAUCCAGAAGAUUUGCAGUUUAUUAAGGAAGAACCAGGUACUUCAAAUGACUUCAAGUAUGGAUUGUUGCCGGGUACUUCAAAUGACUUCAAGUAUGGACUGUUGCCGGGUACUUCAAAUGACUUCAAGUAUGGACUGUUGCCGGAAUCUUGGCCAAAAGAAGCUUGGGAAAAUGGUGAUUCAUCUGCUCUAAUCAUGAACAAACUGAAGUGUCCACACUGUAAUUAUGUAGCCAAAUACAGAAGAACACUAAAGAGACACUUGCUCAUUCAUACAGGGGUGAGAUCUUUUAGCUGUGACAUCUGUGGGAAGCUGUUUACUCGAAGAGAGCAUGUAAAAAGACAUUCCUUGGUGCAUAAAAAGGAUAAAAAGUACAAGUGUAUGGUGUGUAAGAAGAUCUUCAUGCUAGCAGCCAGUGUUGGAAUAAGACAUGGAUCUCGACGCUACGGAGUUUGUGUAGACUGUGCAGAUAAAUCUCAACCAGGAGGGCAAGAGGGAGUAGACCAGGUGCAGGACACAGACUUCCCUAGGGAUGAAGAGUAUGAGGAAAAUGAAGUCGGAGAAGUGGAUGAAGAGUUAGUUGAUGAUGUAGAAGAACAGAAUGACCAGUCUCGAUGGGAUGAAUCUGGGGAAGUCUGUAUGCCUUUAGAUGACUGAGGGUGUACUGCUUAAGGAUGCUACAGUUGGAUACUGUGGAUUGACAAUUUGAGUUCAUGAACUGAAGGCUUGCAAAAUAUGGUACAGGCUGGAUGGUAGUUAUGUUGCUGUGAAAACUGUAGGGUCAAAGCCUUAUAGCAAAAAAGGAUUAUUAAAUUUUUUAUGAUAUUUGCACAGGACUGUACAGCAUACAACCAUUUGGUUGAAUUAUACAGAGUCCUCACAUCUAGUCAGUUAUCAAAAGAAAAUGUAUUUUUUAUUAUUUAUAGGAUAUAGCUACUUGGGUCCUAUUCAGACAUGGUAACUGUACUUAUUAUGUUACACAUUCAUGUAUCCUUCAACAUGAAUGAAGAAAAUUACAAUCUUGUUAUGGAAAUACAUGACAGCUUCCCCAAAUCCAAUCAUAGUUUCAGCCAUAGUAGUGGCUCUUAUUUUCAAGAAUAGGGCUUUUCCACACCACUCUUGCCUCCCCCUUACCCUUAAUGGUCUAAACUCCUCAGUAACUUAAAUAUGCAGUAUAGGUAAUACCAACAUGCUAAUGAAAUUGACUUAUAUUGGUUGGCUUUAAGCCAGCCUGUGGUGUAGGUGACAAGCACUGGAGAAGAUAAUAUUGGCAUUAAUUUACUGACUUGAUUUCUUGACAAUUUUUGAAUUUGCAAGAAAGCUAUUUCUCUUUCAACAAAUGCAGAAUAAUCACACGAGGAAAAAUGAUUAAUACUGGGAGGAUUGUGAUUCAAAUAUGAGUAACUUUUUCCUUGCCACUUAGCAAAUUUUAGUGUAUUAAAUACUUUCUGGCAUUGCUGCCUGUUUUAGGUAUCUUUUUGUUGGCAGCAUUCCCUGUUGACCAUCUUUUUUUCCUCCAGUGUAUACCUCAGUCCAACACAAAGCUUAAAGAAUCCCCAAAAUGAAGAAAGUGUCAUAGAAAUAUUAUGACAUCUGACUUUGUUUGUUAAUUUACAAUAAAUGUCUGCUUUUGGCUAGUUUUGUUAUGCAGUAUGAAUUAGACACUAGGCUGUUGUGCCCAUUGUUAUUCAUUAAAAUGAACACACAUGAUCUAAUUUUUUUAUUCUUUUGUAUUUUUCUGGGGUGUUUCUAGUGUUUAAUGUUAAAUUAUGUUUAACUUGGCGGCUUAAUUUGAUGGAACAUUGUUAAAAAACAAAACCAAACCAAAAGCAAAGUGAUAUUCAUUUGAGUUCACCAUUUAGAAUGCUCCACUCCCAACAUUCUUUACUUCAGUUUUUGAGGAGGCAUUGAAACUUGAAUUUUUGUAGCCAUGGACUUUUUUUCUAAACUUGUGAUACUGUACCAAUGAUUUCAGGCCUCUUUCUGAGGGAGGGGAGGGUAUUGCACCUUUAGGUUAAACUCCUUCGCUUCAUCUAGCCUAAUGAAUUAGCUGAUCAUUGGACACUGCAUUUGAUGUAAUACUAUGUCACAAUGAAUAAAUAUGCACAGCAUUUAUCAUAACACAUAGCUAGGCCAGUGUGACUGUACUGUAUUAAAAAAAAAAUUGAGGGUCCCCAUAUUUUCAGCUUUUGUUUUAAUUUUAAAAUGAGUAUAUUUUCCUAUUUUAUAUCAGGUAACUAAAUUAUGCUAGUUGUGUGGAAAACUUUGAACUAUUGCUUUGACGGACAGAAUCUUAAUGGUGCUCCAUCUGAUCAAAGUUGGUAUGUAUUUAAAGAGACAAGCUUUACUGUUGUCCUUUUAUUUCAGUAGAACAGUGAUUUAAUGUUAGACAUUGUUUCUGCAGGAUGAAAGUGAGAUAAGUUGAACUACAGUUAUAUGGGUAUUAAAAUGCAUCUUUUUUUAUCAUCCAGUUGUUUCAUGGGUAGUUUCCACAGCACUAUAAACCUGACAGAUGACUAGCUUUUUGGUUUUUUUUUUUUUUUUAAACUGAAGAAUAUAUCUUAUUCUCAUUGUUCUAGACUGAAAUGUGUAAUUCUGGUGGGGUCCAAAGUAGAAAUUAGUUGGGCAAAGAUCCUAUGAAAAAGUAUUUUAAACAUUAAAAGUAAUGUUCUGCUUUGUGAAUAUGUAAGUAUAGCAUAAAGAUUUUUCCAUCCCAUUUAUCCCCUUUAAAACCAUAGUUUACAAUUGGUAGAUCUGUCUAUAUAUAUAUAAAAUAUGAAAUUCAUAAAAUAUGAAAUUCACCUAAAUCUGCUUUAUUAGAAUACAGCUCACUUAAUGCUUAGAAACUGGACCUGGCUUUACAUUCUUAAUGUAUUUUACUUUUUUCUCAAGGUAUGAACUUAUUCUCUUGAACCUGAAUCUUCUUUUACUACUUAAAUCAUUUAUGUAUAUCUGGUAAAUUAUGACCAAAUUUGUUGUUAGAUUGCAUACAGUAAAUUGAAAUAUACACUUGGUACACUA
This is a messenger RNA of Trachemys scripta elegans, 5133 nucleotides long. It is a transcript of the gene ZBTB10, whose product is annotated as zinc finger and BTB domain containing 10. Gene Ontology annotation, biological process: regulation of transcription by RNA polymerase II. NCBI's taxonomy places the organism in Eukaryota, Metazoa, Chordata, Testudines, Emydidae. The coding region runs from base 265 to 2769 and encodes 834 amino acids. The record is from RefSeq and is a predicted model, not a curated record. The transcript is spliced from 5 exons. Gene Ontology annotation, molecular function: DNA-binding transcription factor activity, RNA polymerase II-specific; protein binding; RNA polymerase II cis-regulatory region sequence-specific DNA binding.